AAUAUUAAGACUCUCACCUACUUUACAUGACACCGGCUGUAACUUCUCGCGGUAAUUUGGUUUAAACAGAUGAAUUUGCAGAGCUUUAAUGGCGCUGUUCAUCCUUGCAACGUUUUCUGUGCUGCUAUAUUGUGGUCACUGCUUUGACUACAAAGUUGUAGACCUGACACAUACUCAUGGAAAUGACUCUAUUUACUGGCCAACACAUACGGGAUUUGAGCUAAUUUAUAGUCAGAGAGGAAACUAUGGAGACGAUUUAUGGGUAGCAGCAUAUACACUUAAAACAACAGAACAUCUUGGAACCCAUCUGGACGCACCUGUUCAUUUCAACCAAUAUUCAUGGACAACCCAUCAAAUACCGAUUGACCAUUUAGUUGGACCAGGAGUCAUAAUUGAUGUAAAAGACAAGGUCAAAAAUGAUAUCGACUAUCGGGUAACUGUAGCUGAUAUACAAAAAUGGGAGGAGAAUAAUGGGCGUAUACCUAAUGGCGCCAUAGUUAUUAUGAACUCCGGUUGGCAUGAAAGGUAUCCUGAUAAGAAACGUGUUUUCAACACAGAAGAUCCGAUUGAUACAAAGACUUUUCACUUUCCAUCUUGGCACGAAGAUACUGUCGCAUGGAUGGUGGCACACCGCACAAUUCACGUACUUGGUGUUGAUUCCCCAUCUUUGGAUUAUGGCCAGAGUAGGAAAUUUCCUGUACAUGCUCUGAUCAGUUCCGAAAACAUAUGUGGUUUGGAAAACGUUGGUUACUUGGACAGAAUACCGGUCAGUGGGACUAUUAUUUCAAUAGGAGCUAUGAAAACUGAAGAUGGUAGUGGAAGUCCAGCACGAGUCAUUGCUUUGAUUCCACAGGGAGAGAGCACAAGUGGCUCUAGCAGGCAGCAGCCAUUUUUAAUUCUUAGUAUUUUGUGUUUGAUUUACCAUAUACUGGUGACUUACUAAAACAACCUUAUUUUCUUGUUUUGAAUGUUGAAUGAUUAUUAUAUGUACAUUUGUCAUAAUGAAUCAUAUAUACAUGUGAGCGUAUUUCCAGA
This is a messenger RNA of Mytilus trossulus (common blue mussel), 1035 nucleotides long. Its product is annotated as isatin hydrolase-like. Lineage: Eukaryota; Metazoa; Mollusca; Bivalvia; Mytilida; Mytilidae. The coding region runs from base 89 to 943 and encodes 284 amino acids. Gene Ontology annotation, molecular function: arylformamidase activity. The record is from RefSeq and is a predicted model, not a curated record. The transcript is spliced from 2 exons.